UCCUCCUCGGGGAGCCCCCCUCCCUUCUUCGCCCGGAUCCGGCCGGGCGCCCCGUGCCGUGGUCGGGCUGCGCGGCGGGCGCUCGCGGGCUCUGCGCGAUUGGAAUAUGGUUGGGGAAAUGGAAACCAAGGAGAAGCCGAAGCCGAGCCCCGAUUACCUGAUGCAGCUGAUGAACGACAAGAAGCUGAUGAGCAGCCUCCCCAACUUCUGCGGGAUCUUCAACCACCUCGAGAGGUUGCUGGACGAAGAAAUUAGCAGAGUACGGAAAGACAUGUAUAAUGACACAUUAAAUGGUAGUACGGAGAAGAGAAGUGCAGAAUUACCAGAUGCUGUGGGACCUAUUGUACAGUUACAAGAGAAACUAUAUGUGCCUGUAAAAGAAUAUCCAGAUUUCAAUUUUGUGGGAAGAAUCCUUGGUCCCAGAGGACUAACAGCUAAACAGCUUGAGGCAGAAACAGGAUGCAAGAUAAUGGUCCGAGGAAAGGGCUCAAUGAGGGACAAAAAGAAGAUCUCCUUUAAGAGCAGAGGCAACCUUGAUCCAGCAGUUUUGGAGGUAGAGGAGGAACAAAACAGAGGCAAGCCCAACUGGGAACACCUGAAUGAAGAUUUACAUGUACUAAUCACUGUGGAAGAUGCUCAAAACAGAGCAGAAAUCAAAUUGAAGAGGGCUGUUGAAGAAGUGAAAAAAUUAUUGGUACCUGCAGCAGAGGGAGAAGACAGCCUUAAAAAGAUGCAGCUAAUGGAACUUGCAAUUCUGAAUGGCACUUACAGAGACGCCAACAUCAAAUCACCAGCCCUUGCCUUUUCUCUUGCAGCGACAGCCCAGGCUCCAAGGAUUAUUACUGGGCCUGCGCCUGUUCUCCCCCCAGCUGCCCUGCGUACUCCUACGCCAGCUGGCCCUACCAUAAUGCCUUUGAUCAGACAGAUACAGACCGCUGUCAUGCCAAACGGAACUCCUCAUCCAACUGCUGCAAUAGUUCCUCCAGGACCUGAAGCUGGUUUAAUUUACACACCCUAUGAGUAUCCCUAUACACUGGCACCAGCGACAUCAAUUCUUGAGUAUCCUAUUGAACCUAGUGGCGUAUUAGGUGCGGUGGCUACUAAAGUUCGAAGGCACGAUAUGCGUGUCCAUCCUUACCAAAGGAUUGUGACCGCAGACCGAGCCGCCACCGGCAACUAACCUAUGACCUUCUGACCUCUGAACUCUUCACCCAAUGAUGACCUGACCAUGCCUGCCUGCUGAUCAGUUAACUGGUAAUCGCCUUUGCUUGCCUGUCUUCAGUGCAGCGAGCUGAGGCACUUGUCCGUUCGUCUUACCAUCUAACAAAAAAGACAAAGAAAUUAAUUGUCCUCCAACUCAGCUUUUUUUUCCUGUUUGGGUGAAAGUGGUUCUAGAACCUGCACUGAAUAGUAGUAAAGCAAUAAGGUCCAAUUCAUCCCUCAGCACUGAUCAUCCUUUAGUGUCCCACCCUAAACGAACGGUAAGAAGGCCUCACUUAAGUGAUGGAGACAGAUGUCCCUUAACUACCCGAUGACAGAGGCAGUUACUGUGAGCGACUUCUAGGAAUCUUUUUCUUCUCAUAAUGAAGUCAAAGCUCUCUUUGAAUGUACUGUGUGAUGAUGCAUCAUGCAUGAACCUUUGGUCAGGGAUGUCAUUGGUGAAGGGAUUCCAAAAAGUAUUCAAAAUUUGACUUGCUGUUUAGUCACUACCAGUGCCCUCAAAGGGCAAAAGUUGCAGCCUUUUUUCUAUUGCCUGCCAAAUUGGAUGUUUUAAAAGAACGUGUGCCAUGAAAGAUAGAUUUCAGUGAAUUUUCAGAACUAUGUUAAUGCAAAGAACAAAACAGCAACACUAUGAAAGCAAAAUCUGAGUUAUGAUUACUUUAACCAUAUUUAAACUUCCUUAAAAGAUUACAUGAGAACAAGGUACAUGCAUUAUGUGUCACAUUACUGGGCAAACUGUUCAAAUAUUUUUUUUAAACCUCCCUGUAUAGAAAAAUUUCAUUAAGGAUGUAAAAGCCAUGCUUGCCUAUUUGCUGUAUACAUGUAAUGAAAUUGUAGAUAAAGUGUAGUGCAUUGAAACAAAAUGAACAAAAAAGUAGAUACUUUUACUAUACAAGGGUGCUGGUGCAGAAAAAAUAUAUUUUUGGAAAUGUAGCAUUUUAUACUUUCAAGUGUUAUAAAAAAAAGAAAAAAGAACAAAGAAACAACCCUUUAUUUCAUUAAAUGAUUUUUUCUGGUGGUUGUCAAGAAACAAAAGACCAAAAGAGCCUUUUUGUCUUUCUUUUUUAUUUUUUAAGUAUUGGAAUAAGUCUAAAGAAAAGGAAGUGCCUUAUUUUCUUCAUGGUCAUUUAGUCAAAUGUCUCGUAUAAUCAGCUCCUCCCUCAGACAACAAGUUAACGCAUGCCACUUAAUCGCCCAGUAUGUGAAAAGAAGCUGGGAAAGGAAGACAAAUGAGUUGACCAUUUGAAAUACCUGAUUUUUGCCAUAGUAGCAUGAUGCAACUUUGCCAAAUUUUAUAAUGUGAAACGUUUGAUAAUUUUUCUAUCAAAUGCUGGCCCUCAUUAGUCUUGCAACAUUUUCACCAUCUCAAACCAUAGUUAACGUAUUUUGUUUCAUGUACUUGCUCAAUCUAAACCAAAGGGUUCUGACUCAUUCUAAAUCAGAGCAUUAGCUAACAAAUGUUUAUAGGGCAGCAAAUGCUCCAUUAUGUUCAGGGGAUGGUGUGGAGUUGUCUUGAUUUGAAAUAUUGACAAGUAUAGCAGACCUUGUACUUGUCCACAGAAUAAAGUUUGGUGAAUAAUGAAAUUGAACAUGUUUAACUAAUUUUAAGUCUGACCUAAGAAUGUCUCAGUAUUUUGUAAGCAGCUCCCAUAGUGUCAAAUAGUAUAUAAGAUAUUCAUUUCUCAUCAGCCCCUGGUUGAUUAAUAUUGAUUGUUUAUUGCUUUUUAUUCAAAAGAAAAGCAGGAAAGACUCAUUAACUAACUAUUUAAAAAUUCAUCUAUAAUUCAGUAUUAUCUUUUAGCACCACAUGAAAUUCAUGUAGUUAGACCAGCAUAACAGCUGAGAAGCUUUUUUGAAUAGUGUUGAAUUCUGAAAAUAUUGAGCAAGUAUCAGUUUGCUAAUGGCUCAGUAUUAGACUUGGCAAAUAUCAGGUGAUAAUUAAUUUCCCCUGUUGUCAACUUAUUCUCCUCCUGAAAACCUUCAUAGCUUCCAAAUCAAAGGUCAAUAGUAAUUUAAGAAAGAGGGUUUACAGUUUAAGCACCUGUAUGGUGACCUCAUUUAACACCUUGUCUCACCUGGAAACAAUUAACAGUUUAUUUACUAUGCAAUAGACAUUCAUCCUUUUGUAUUCAGCUAGCUUUUGUUUAUCGUGCCACCAGCUUUGUCUUCCUGUUACACAUACAGUUGUUUUGACUUAAUUUACAGUAUAUAUGCUGUGCCAUUUUGAUUUUUGUUUGUUUGGUUGAAUAAACCUGCGACACUCAAACAUUUGAGAAGAGAUUUGCUAAAACAAUACCAGUAUUUGAUCCAGAUUCAUCUCAACUAUGAUAAACCUGGACAUUUUUUGUGACAUGUAAUAGUAAUGUUUGCUCUGAAUGAACAAACUUUUGAAAACAUAGUUGACAAAAUUUUGGAUCAACUUAAAAAAAAGCAUGACUUUUGAAAUCUCUGAAUGCCUUGGUUCUCAGUAUUACAAUUCUUUAUUGAAUUUUUCUUUAUUAAAAUAUGUAGUUUUAAGACUUCUUUCUGACAGUAUUAUGUAAUUUUUUUAGAGUGGGUAGAUGGGAGUGUCGCUUGUAUGUAACAGUACAGAUGACAUGUAUUUGUCUAUUCUUUAUUAUCUUAGUAGUUUCAUGCUGUGUAUGUAUCAUAACCAACCUAUUGCCUAUGAGAAACAUGUAAGAUAAUGUAUUUACAGCCAUUGUUACAAGUUUAUAAUGUAUUUUUCUAUCUUGUUUUAUAUGUAUGUUAUAUAAAACAUUCAAUUUUUUUCCUGAUUGAGAAAAAAAGGAUACAAAAAUGCAAAACCCACAAUUUUGAUAACUGAAAAUUGCCAAUUGUUUUGCAGUACUUUAUUAUAUUGGGAGUGUUGUCUUUCUUGGGCUUUUAGUUAGCUACUGGAUGAAUACAUUAGACAUAUUUGGGUUUUAGUUGGGUUUUUACAUAGCUUGCAUUUUAAUUCUUUGGUUCUUUGCUGUUUCUAUUAACCCAUAGCAUUAUUUUAAUAAAUGUUAUAAUACCAACCUAC
Messenger RNA from Chelonoidis abingdonii (Abingdon island giant tortoise), 4249 nucleotides. The record is from RefSeq and is a predicted model, not a curated record. Lineage: Eukaryota; Metazoa; Chordata; Testudines; Testudinidae.